This is a messenger RNA of Beta vulgaris subsp. vulgaris (sugar beet), 2063 nucleotides long. RefSeq lists its product as uncharacterized. The record is from RefSeq and is a predicted model, not a curated record. Gene Ontology annotation, molecular function: protein binding. Lineage: Eukaryota; Viridiplantae; Streptophyta; Magnoliopsida; Caryophyllales; Amaranthaceae. The coding region runs from base 220 to 1659 and encodes 479 amino acids. The transcript is spliced from 18 exons.
GUACACGAUAAGCGGUACAAGUGCGUCGUAGGUUAACUUUUCCUCAUCUAUAUUUUUUUUAGAUUUUUUUUAAUAAAAAAUAGAAAAAUGGCGGGAAACAUAAUACAACAUUUCUUUAGUUUGCUUUAACGAUCUAAUAAGUUACCAGUUUAUUAGAUUUUUUCUGAAACCCUAGAAAACAGGUUGAGGCAAAAGUUGGAGGAGAGAGAAAAUCUUUAAAUGGAUCGAUAUGUUGUGCCAACUGAACCUUCUUCUUCAAACCCUAAGCCAAUUAGAAGACCUCGUUGGAGAAGAACUGCAAUUGAAUUGAAUGGUUGUAUGGAAUCGAAGUAUAAGCGCGAAAUGUGUGGAUUAUUGGUUCAAUCUUACUCUCAGAUUGGUGUGUUUACUCACUUGUAUCAUAUAGAUGGACGUCCUUGUCGAACCCAUAUGGACCGUGUCCUGUCGUUUGCUGGCAUGGAUAUUCCGCUGUCUAGUAGAAGGCACGGUAUAUCUGCACUAGAGUUUGAUAAUCAGGGAAUAUAUGUAGCAUCGGUAACAAAAUCUGGCUGCUUGAUGGUGCAUGAGUUUGAAUCUCUUUAUUGCCAGAGUAAUGUAAUAUCACCAUGGUGGAAGGAAGAUGAAACGAAGCAUCUUUUGCACAUCUCUACAUCCAGGCAAUUGGAUUCUGUUCGAUGGAAUUCUGCUAACCAAGAUGAGGUUGCUUGUGCGUCACUAAAGAGCAGUGAAAUCUUGAUUUAUGACAUUGGUUAUGUCUCUUCUGACCCUGUUGACAUUUUAAAGAAGAGGCCUUCUGUCACUAUCCAUGGUUCUGAUAUCAUUACAGGUUUGUCAGAUGUAGCUUUUACGUCUACUGAUGAUUCCAGAGUUUUUGCUUCUGAUACCAACGGCUCGAUCAAUAUAUGGGAUAGAAGAGGAAGUACUUUCCCGUCGGUUCAGCUGACAACUAAUUCGAGUACUGCUCUUAACAGUAUACAAUUGAAUGUUGACAAUCAGAUUGUUUUUGGAGCUGGUAAGCAGGGCAUGAUAUAUAUGUGGGAUCUUCGUGGUGGAAGAACAUCUGCUGCUUUUCAGAACCAUAAAGAGGCAUAUCAUCCGCCUAUGGCAUCCGUGAAAGUGUCAUCACUGCUAGAGAAAAUCGAGAUACUAAAGGCACAAUCACAUAUUGUACCAAAAGAUAUACACUCGAUCAAUUUAGAUCCUUCUUCUCCAUAUCGGUUGGCGUUCCAUCUUGAUGAUGGUUGGUCUGGUAUUCUUGAUAUCCAUAGUCUAGAAGUGACACAUAUCCACUGCCCUCCACCAGCUUGGUUGACUGGCUCAGACAUAACUAAUUUAUCCUACAUGAUAAAACCAUCCUGGCUUUCCACAAAUUCAAUCUAUGCAGUUGGCUCAUCAUCAGAUAAAGGACUACACCUUCUAGAUUUCCAUCCUGACCCGGGCUCUCCCUGCCAUGUGGACUGCAGUGAGGAAAUGGCGAAUAUUUCCAGACGAAAUGGAUUUGUUCCUCUAUCAGAAGAUGUUUCUGCUUGUGCUGCACAUCCACUUAACGGUUUCAUUGUAGCUGGGACAAAGCAAGCAUCACUGCUGAUGAUUGGCCAACGGAAGAAGGCCGUACAAGGAGACGAAGAAGGCCUUUUGACUCAUCAAGACAACGAGUAGAUUUAUUCCACACGCAGAGUCCAAAAUGCUGCUAACACCCUCGAAGCUUCUGUGACUUUUCAGAGAACUACCCUUCUGAAUAUGCGCAAUGAACAUGAUUUAGAAGCCAGAUUGAAUGAAUAGAAGAAUUAUCAGGCUUCUUUUGUCCGAGAUUGUGCAAAAUAAGAGCGCCGAACUUUUAUUUUGAAGAUCAUCACCCAUGGGAUUCACAUAAUCCACACAUUACUGGAGCUUAGGAUCAUGAAUCUAACUUGUACUUGUUCAAUUUUGCCUUUCCAAUAGUCCUCCACUCCUACUGAUUUAGGGCUUAGGCUGCUGAAUUAUCCAUGUAUAUGGUGUUGUAUUUAGAAAACAAAACUUUGUAACGACUUCAAAUUUAAAUCUAUGUAGAAUGAUUUUGUCAA